This is a messenger RNA of Penicillium coprophilum, 282 nucleotides long. RefSeq lists its product as uncharacterized. NCBI's taxonomy places the organism in Eukaryota, Fungi, Ascomycota, Eurotiomycetes, Eurotiales, Aspergillaceae. The coding region runs from base 1 to 282 and encodes 93 amino acids. The record is from RefSeq and is a predicted model, not a curated record. The transcript has 2 exons.
AUGCUUAUCGGCUUGUGUGGAGGGAUCUGUGCUGGCAAACAUGCCAUUGCCGAGUACCUGAUCCAGCAAGGGUUUCAACUUCUCGAACUCGCCGACAAAUCCCAAUCCCACAUCGCCGAGUCGGGGGAUGACCUGCGACUGCAAGCGUCGGAGAUCAGAAAAAAGAUGACCCGAAAUCGCCAGAGCUUACAUUUCAAGAUGCCGACUCUUUACUUGACUUUGCGACGAAGAGAUGGCAAGAACGCUGGGUUACCACAGAUAUUGCAGAUGCCACAACCCUAG